CAUGGCCAUAUAUUGCUUUAUAUUCCAAUGUGACGAAAGCCUUUCCUAUAUAUUUCUUCUCACCGGGUAACUCUCGUUGGCAGGUUUGUCCGAAGGUUCAGGGGACUAUGAUAAACCACACAAGCGUCACGGAUCUCUUAUAUCUCGCCAGCGCUUUUUGUGUAGCAGCAAUCGUCUUGUUUCACCAUCGUCACUUGCCGACAUGCAAGACCUGCUGCCACCGCCUGUCGUGUCUUCCGAUAUUCGUGUACCCAUCCGCGGUGACCCUUCGGACCAUGAGGAGCUCACAACUGAAAAAUAUACCCCGCUGCUUGGAACAAACUCAUCGUCUUCCCCAUCUACACGCCGCUCGCUGAGAUUUUGGCUCAUUCUUUACUUUUGCUUCAACCUUGGACUUACCUUGUACAACAAAGGUGUCCUCAUCCGCUUUCCUUUCCCGUACACCCUCACUGCGCUGCAUGCUUUCUGUGGGACCAUUGGAGGGUUCAUAUUGCUGAAAAAUGGUACAUUCGUACCUGCUAGACUCACCGACGCAGACAACUUGGCGCUUGGGACAUUUAGUGUAUUAUACACCAUUAACAUCGCCAUCAGCAACGUAUCUCUGCAUAUGGUCACUGUUUCGUUUCAUCAAGUAAUCCGUGCAGCCACGCCGAUUUUCAUAAUUCUUCUCUCGACCUUCUUAUUUGGCACCCGGUGUAGUAAUCACAAGAUGGUAUCCCUGAUCCCUGUCAUGGUUGGCGUUGGUUUUGCGACGUAUGGAGAUUAUUCGUACACAACAAGCGGACUCAUUUUGACCGUACUGGGAACAGUACUUGUUGCCAUUAAGACUGUCUACACUUCUAUUCUGCAGUCUACCCCAUCAUCGAUCUCCUCGCAGCCACGCAUAAAUUUUGUCGUCCCCCCGCGGUUAAAAUUGCAUCCGCUAGACCUGUUGACGCGGAUGGCGCCGCUUGCAUUCGUCCAGUGCGUUUUCCUCGCCUACCUCACGGGGGAAUUAUCACGCGUGCAUACAUGGAGUUUAGAAGAGAUGACGCCCGUCAAAGCGGCGCUCCUUGGGGUUAAUGGCCUGAUUGCUUUUGGUCUCAAUAUUGUGAGUUUUACGGCGAAUAGGGUAGCAGGCCCUCUGAGUAUGACUGUUGCUGCCAAUGUCAAACAAGUCCUCUCUGUAUUUUGUGCGGUCAUUCUAUUCAAAAUUACAAUAACGCCGACAAACGCGCUUGGCAUCCUUCUCACGAUCAUUGGCGGAAUGUGGUACGCAGCCGUUGAAUAUCAAGAAAAGAGAGUAAAUGGAGAAAGUAGAUCAUGAUUGAGGUGAUGUUGAUGCUAGAGCUGUUCAUUCUUAGUGACUGCAUUUUACUGUAGCCCCUUCGCUUUUCGAAACCAUUAGACAUGCACAAUGCAUGCACACGUCCCAUCUUUUGGACUCAUACCAUAUCUGUAAUAUAGAGAUAUUUUAUCCAUAGCUCUCGGAUAAUGCCGUUUGGAU
Messenger RNA from Suillus subalutaceus, 1486 nucleotides. Its product is annotated as triose-phosphate transporter family-domain-containing protein. Lineage: Eukaryota; Fungi; Basidiomycota; Agaricomycetes; Boletales; Suillaceae. The transcript is spliced from 4 exons. Gene Ontology annotation, molecular function: antiporter activity. The record is from RefSeq and is a predicted model, not a curated record. Gene Ontology annotation, cellular component: Golgi apparatus. Bases 203 to 1306 code for a protein of 367 amino acids.